This is a messenger RNA of Megalops cyprinoides (Indo-Pacific tarpon), 1341 nucleotides long. RefSeq names its product chromosome 7 C3orf14 homolog (gene cep15). The transcript has 5 exons. Bases 77 to 463 code for a protein of 128 amino acids. NCBI's taxonomy places the organism in Eukaryota, Metazoa, Chordata, Actinopteri, Elopiformes, Megalopidae. The record is from RefSeq and is a predicted model, not a curated record.
CUUGUUGCCGGUAACGACUGCUGGCUUCGUGAAGCUGCAGUACUUUUUUCUUUUUAAACUGAGAAGACACACUGGAAUGGAAUCACAUUUAACUCAAGAGAUUGAACUGACUAAGAAAUACGAUGACAUCUUGAAGAAGAGGGCCGCUUUACUUAAAGAGAUGGAGAGUCAACAAGAGCAGCAUAAAAAUAAGAAAAAACAGCAGACCAAAGUGUCGGAAGCUGCACGGAAAAGAAAUGCCAAACUUCUUAAGGAUUUGCAGGAAAUUGAAAAUCGUCUGAUCACAAGACCACUCCCUCACCCAGAUAUUGUUAGUUUGGAGACACAGUACUGGGCAUACGUUGAAGAGAAAAUUCCAGAAUGGGAGUCAUUCUUGCUUGGGAGGGGGCCAUCUCCGUUGCGAGACCGGGAGAGAUCACCUGGGAAAAGGAGACAGAAAAGUACAUUUCGGCACAAUUACUGAAAUACUGGUGUCUAAUUGACAAUUAGCUGUUUAACUCAAAUUGGUGUGUGGUUAACUAUGAGUAGUUCAAGGCACUUAAAAGAAUUGAAUGAGCAACAAGGCAUACCCUGGAGGGAAGGACUACUGUGUACUGUGAUUUGAAAGUCACAGUACAAGUACACUGGAAAGUAGGAAUAUGCACAACAAAGAUUGUGAAAAUAGGGAUAUAUAUAUUUUAAUUAAGGCAUCUAAGGAUGCUUCUGUUGAUUGACAACAUAAGAUUUAAUGCCCUUCAUAAAGCAGUAAAUUGUUAAUCCACAGUGUAAAUUGUUAGAAGGGUGCCAAGUUGACACCCAUAGAAAAUACUUCAGUGAGUUUUCAGUUUUCAGUGUGGGGAUGUAAAGGGAUUUUCUCUGGAUUUAAAAAUAUAUUGGAGGUAUUAUUGGGCUGUCCCAUUCACUGUCCUGUAUGCCAGCACCAAGGUUUUGUACUUGAUGUGAGCGGUAACACAAAGCCAGUGAAGUGAGGUGAGGAGGGAUGUGACUUGUGGCUGUUGUAGCUUCCCAGUCGUUGUUGUAAAAUGACACGGCUGGGAACACCUUACCCACUAAGCUGCUUACGAGUUUAUCCACAUUUUCAAAGGUGAGUAUUUGCACUUAAGAAUAUGGCGAAUCAUGAAUGAUACCCCCAGAAUGAUUCCCCUUAACCUAAGACCUUAAUUUUGUGUGCUUAUGUGAUUUCAAAUGUCGGUCCACUGUUGUCUUUUGUGUGUGAUUUAUUCAUAAAUUCAAUUAAAUUUGGUGCACACCCCCCUCUGGCUUCACCCCAUCACCAUUGCAGUCAAACAAGCAAAACAUCAGCAAAACACAAUCAAGUAUACUACCUAGUAAGAGUUUAAU